AUGAGCAGCACAUUUGUAACACUAGCUGAAGUAUUGGAGGCACGAGGGGGACCUCUGCUGGAGGAGGAGGUCUGGUCCCUGCUGCUGGGCACUGCAGAGUCUUUAGUGGAUGUCUCCUAUAAGGGUCACAAUAAUAUGUGCAAUAUCAUAAGCCCCACCUCCUUGCUGCUGUCAGCCACUGGUACCUUAGCAUUUAAGAACUGCGGCCUAUCAGAUGAGGUAUCCACCUUCACUGCUCCAGAGAUGCUGCAGGGCCGUGCCAGCUCAACCAAACCUGCCAUAGAGAGGAUGCUGGUGUAUUCACUGGGUAUGACUCUCUACUGGUCAGUUGAUUUUCACCUACCUCAAAAUCAGCCAGUUCAGUUGAGUGACCAUCUAAACAGCCUCCUCCUCAGUAUGUGUGAGGACCUGGCCCACCGCAGGGUAAAUCUCAACUCCAUCCUGGAAGCCUGCGAAUCUCACCAUAAAGCCUCCAUCCUGCCGUCCCCUGCCAAAGUCAUCAGACAGCUGGUGGAGGAAGUCUUCCAUGAAUCAGUGAGUCUAGAUAUGUGGCUGUCUGAGUUUCAGCUUCUCUGUAGGCCAUCGUGUACAUGUCAGAAUUUAAAGGUGAGAUGCAUGAUGGACCACGGCUCUCUGCCAGACAGCAACAUCCCUCUGAGUGGCAGGAGUCAGAUGAUCAGAGAAAGACUUCAUGGAAAGAGAGGGCCAUUUCCAGACCAUUUCAGCGAAGGUUGUGCUGAGGGGAGAAGAUACUCAACAGACUCUGACUCAAAGUCAGGGAGUUUAACUCAGAGACCGUGGAGACAUAGACCAAGGAGCUCUCCCACACCUUUGUACCACUCUUCUUUGGACAGACUCCCUCGCGCGGUUCGUCAUAGGGACAGCAACUGCAGUUGGCUUGGUAGGAGCCCCCACCACGACCUCUCUCCCAAGACAUCGGGCAGGUCUCACAGUCCUUCCAUCACCUUCAGUGAGUCCUCCAUCAGCCUGAGCCAGAGGAAAGCUAAGGCUUUGGGUCCUGAAUUCAUCAGAAUGGCAGACGAACAACAAAUUGUUCUCGAGCUUCCAGGAUCUAUUGUGUCUAAAAAGGGCCGUUCGUGUUCGUCUCAGAGAGAAGUGACUGUAGUGCUGCUUAACGGACAGUACGUGGUGGUCCGCUGUGACAUCAAGUCCAGAGCAAGAGAUGUGUUUGACAUGGUGGUGGCUCAUGCAAACUUAGUGGAGCACUUCUACUUUGGUCUUGCCUUCCUAGAUGAUGAUGAAUAUUUCUUUUUGGACCAUGAAACAAAAAUCUCCAAAGUUGCUCCCGACAGUUGGAAAAAAGGGCAGAUAGCCUCCUUUUUAAUGUUUCUUCGAGUCAAAUUUUUUGUUGAUGAUAUCUCCUUCAUUUUGCACAGACUGACACGUCACCAGUACUACUUACAGCUGCGUAAGGAUAUCAUGGAGGACAGGCUUUACUGUAAUGAGGAGACAGGCUUGUUUCUGGCUGCUCUUGCUCUGCAAGCUGAGUUUGGGGAAUACAUGCCAGAGUUAUACGGCAAGAAUUAUUACCAGCCAGAGCAUUAUGUGUCAAAGAGGAUGCUUGAGAAGUUGGCUCUGCCCAGUGUUAAGGAAGAGUUGCCAAGACUACAUGCAAGUCAUGCCCAGAUGCUGCCUGAAGAGGCAGAAAUAGAGUACCUGAAGAUUGCCCAGCAGUGCCCAGAGUAUGGGGUUAUGUUCCACCGUGUGGGAAGAGAGAAAAGGCAGGUGGUCGGAGAGUUGGUUUUGGGAGUCUGUGCCAAAGGAAUCAUAGUGUACGAGAUGAAGAACCACCUCCGGACUGUCACCAGACGCUUCCUCUGGAGGGAGACUGACUCAAUAUCCACUGGGCGACGUAAACUGAUCAUAGAGUGUGGAGGGCCCAGCGGGAAAAAGCACAGUUUCAUAACAGAGAGCUCAAAAAUAGCACAGUACCUCCUGAACCUUUGCUCAGCACAGCACAAGUUCCACAGUGAGAUGACGUCACGUCAAAUGAACCACAGCAUGAUACCAGAUGAACACAUGUCUGUCUACCGGGCUCGUAACAUGGACUUGAAGCGGCUGUCAUGCUCAGAGGGCAUGUUGAACCAUGUAGGUUUAACACCUGGUCAGCCAGACUCCCUCUCCAAGUCCUGUGACGACCUGACUGCCAAGCUGGAGGCGCGUCUCCGCCAGCAGAGAGAGAUGAGGAGGGAGAUGAGCAGAGAGUUGAACAAGGAGCCUCCCGAAACAGGAGACCUCAGGGAUUUGAAAGAGCGGCAGUACUGGAGCACGCCAGAGUCGAUUCCCCGAAUGAUGUCCAGUGUCUCACUACAGAAGCAAGACUCCGAUACCUCUUCCUCCAUACGAGUUGACACCCCAACCAGGACCCCACCAGAGAGAGAGAUAAUCUGUGUGAACCUGAAAAAAGAUCCCAAACUUGGCUUUGGCUUUGUGAUAGUAGGCGAGGACAAUACAGGUAAACUUGACCUUGGGAUCUUCAUUGCUUCCAUUGUGCCUGAUGGGCCUGCAGACAAAGAUGGACGAAUCAAACCCGGUGGACGUCUCAUCUCCCUUAACAAGAUUAGUUUGGAAGGGGUAACAUUCAGUGAUGCUGCUGCCAUCUUACAGAGCAGCCCUGAUGAAGUGGAGCUCAUUGUGUCCCAGCCUAAACAGUCUCUGAGGGACAGUAGGAAUUCCCUGAGUCAAAGCACGCUCAGUUUGGCUUUGGAGAGAGGCUUUGGUUCACAGACAACCCUGAGUGGCAUAGAGUACCGCCCCGCCAUGGAGGAACUCGAGGAGGCCAUGACUCUGUCCAACAUGGCAACCCCCAAGCAGGGCAGGAGGCUUCACAUUCCUGUUGUGCGAAUACAUGACCCAGAGAAAGCUCGUUCCCGGUCUCCCUCUAUCAUAAGUCUGAAAACUGGGGAGCGAUUUAUAAUGGAGCUGAAGAAAAGUAAUGGCAGCCUUGGCAUCAGUGUUGCUGGAGGAAUAAACACCAAUGUGCGAUUUGGAGGCAUCUACAUCAAGACUCUGGUGCCCGGAGGUGCUGCAGAGCAGGACGGCCGCAUUCAGAUUGGUGACAGACUGCUGGAGGUUGAUGGGUCCAACCUGAGGGGCGUGACUCACCAACAAGCUGUCGAGUGCCUGAAGAAGACUGGGGAGGUGGUGAGCCUACUGUUAGAAAGGGAACCCACAGUAAUCUUAGAGCCUAGACCCGACUCAGCCUGCCCCCCUUUGGCCCCCAGUUCAUCAUUCACACAGCCCCCCAGGACUGAAGUCUCCGUGGAAACGACCUUGAGUGGUCGAGCCAAGGACUACAGCUUUGUGACUGAUGAAAACACACAUGAAGUGGUACUGAAGAAGAGUUUGUCUGGCCUCGGCUUCAGUUUUUACAUCUCCCAGCUGCACUCGGGGCCAGACAGAGGCAGCCUGGUUCGCAUCAAGCGUCUCUUCCCGGGCCAGCCAGCACUAGAGAGUGGUCUGCUGCGAGAGGGAGACGUCAUUCUGUCUGUCAACAAUGAGCCUGUUAAGGACCUCUCUUACCAGAGGGUUUUGUUUCUGCUACGUGGAGCUCCAUCUGAAGUUAAUCUGUUGAUCUGCCGACCGGGUCCUGGACCACUGUGUGAUGCAGAUGACAACACACUGGGUCCUGCACCCAUCCGUGAGUUCCGAUCCCGGUCUCUGGACAUCCGACUAGGAGAGGACUAUAGCCAGCUCCUUAAGUUUCAAUAUAACCUCAACAUAAUUGCCCAGAAGCAGCCCCCCACACAGGAGGAAGAUCUAAACAACACAGCAGAGAAAAGCCCCAACCCUCCUGCAUCUCCAGUGCUCCCUGAGAGCCAGGAGAGUCUGGAUGGUGAAGCGCAGGCUAACCAGAUUCUCCCAUCUCCUCCUCGGUCACCCCCUUCUCCCACCUCACCUACCUCACCUCCGUCACCAGUCUCCCCAGCCUCACCUGCAUCGCCAGCAUCCCCCACCUCACCUGAGUCACAACCAGCUGCUGGGAAACCAGAGGAACAACAGGAAGUAGAAACAAAGGGGGAGAACAAGGAUGAAGAGGGGGCCGUCACAAAAACAUCAGGUUCAACUGUGUUUGUGGACGUCUGCCCUAAAACAGCUUCAAACUCUGUAUAUGCCAGUGGAGUCAGAGAGGAGGCAGAUGGAAGUGUCACCUACUGCCUCAUGGGAAAUGGACUGACUAUAAUGGCAGAUGAAGAGUACCUGACAAUCAGCUCAACUCUGGAGCAUCCUCACGGCCUUUCUUCCAGUCUUGCCACUCACACAGCAACAACCAACCGUACAGGCCUCAGCUCUCAAUCCUCCAACAUAUCUAGUUUCAGCUCUCAGAAUCCGAACCUCAACCCUCUCAUCCCCACUACAACCAUCUCACCCCUCAGCAUCUCGUCUGACACUCCGACCACUUGCCCUCUGGCACACCCAUCUCAGCCACUUACAACUCAGCCACCCAAAGCCAAGCACCACCCAAUCCAGCAGGGGCUGUUUCCAAGUCAUUACAAGGCUGCCUCAAGGAACAGCCUGCCUGUUGUGCCUCCUCCUCAGCCUCCUGCCCCACCACAGACCCCCAUCACAGCCCAGAUCAUGUCCUCUGUGCCUCCCUGUGCCAGUCCACCUGCCCCAACCCUGCCAUCCACCAUACUGCCCCAACCUGUGCAGAGCCACACAAAGCUGAGAGAAGAACCCGAGAAGAAAGAAAGGGAAUACAUGGAUGAAGAUUAUGAUGAGGAGGAAGAGGAGAGUCGAAGAAAGGGAUUGGUUAAAGAGUUUGAGAUGUCAGUGGUUCUGACCAAGUCCAGGAGUGGGAGCUUUGGGUUUACCAUCACUCGAAGCAAACUGGACAACUGCUACUACAUACAGGAAAUAUUGGACAACCCGGCCAAAUCAGAUGGACGACUCAGAGCAGGGGACAGGCUCGUCACGGUAAAUGGACAUGAUGUUACCAGUGUGGCAGAUGAUUUUGCCAUGACGAUUCUCAGGUCAUCCCCAAGAAGACUGAGUAUGACCCUAGGGAGGGCAGUUACCAACCUGGUGGCAGCACCUCCCUGCGACAGCCUGCCCGAUAUCGUUCUCUACAAGACACCUUCAGGACAGCUCGGUAUAAAGCUGACAGGCGGCAUUGGCAGCAAAUGGCAGGGAAUCUACUGUCUGGCCGUGGUAUCAGGCUCUCCAGCCAGCGAGGAGGGCAGUGUCCAACCCAAUGACAAGAUCCUCUACAUCAGUGGCAGGUGCACCCUGGGAAUGACCCUAGAGGACGCAGUCAAAGCCUGUGAGAUCGCCCCUCGUAAAGUGAAACUGAAAAUCCUCAGAGAAGACCAGCCAGUGACUCCUAAGGCUAAGUGGAACGGUCUGUUCGACUGGAAGAAGGACAGGAAGUUCUUUGCUCGUUUUGAAGAGCCUGCCUCUCCAGAGAAAGACUCUCCUCCUGAAGAAGCUGAACCUGUGUGUAGGACUGCUGGAAACUUCAGAUGUCGCUCUCUCACUCAGGAGCAAGACAGUUGCAUCAUGCAAGUGGAGUUUAUGAAACCAGAAGGAGGUGGUCUUGGCUUCGCUUUGGUUGGGGGAACCAAUGGCAGCAUGCUCAGAGUGAGGGAAAUCUGCACUGGUGGAGUAGCUGAGCAGGAUGGUCGGCUGAGAGCUGGAGAUAUUCUAUUAGAGGUGAAUGGUGUGAUUGUGUCCGGGUUGAGCCACAGUAAGGUGGUGGAUAUUUUGCGUAAAGCUGAGGGCACUGUACAGCUCACCAUCUGCAGAGACAUUCUACCCCUGACCUACUCUGAAUCACCUACACCACCCAACAUGUCCGCUCAGACUGAAGCUAUUUUAAAUGAGCAGCCAGCUCCUGUUUCCAGCCCUGAUGCCUGUUCUUCACCAGAUGUCAUGCUGAAUAAGCCAGUCGAGCGCCCCCCUGAAGCGACUUCAGACUCUGUAGUUAAUGAAACAGAUGGUAUGUUCCUCACCUCACCACCUCCUCAACCACGCCAACUGACUAUAGUAACAGAUGAGGUUGAUAUUAAGCAGGAGAGCUGUAACAGCACGCCUUCUCAUCAAGCUUGCUGCCCAUCCCUCAAUGUCACUGACAUGUUGCAUGGAGCUUCUGACAGGAAACAAAUUGUGACCAAACUUUUGGACCAGUCCUGCAAAGACAUCCGGAAAACCAAGUCAGAUGGCUGGAGCAGCGAAGAGGAAGAUGAUGAUGUAUUUGACGCCACUGCUCAGGAAAUGACAUCACCCCAAACAGGCCCACCCAUAGUAUCAGAGGAGGAACUGGCCAGUUUAGCACUCAUUAGCCCGGCUAAGACCAGCCAAUAUUCAGGCUCCAGGGUCAAAGCCCUCAUCCAGAUUCUGCAGCAUCAACUGGACCAGCAGGAACUGGUCAAAGAAUUCAUGGCUCUGGAGCAUCUGAAGCCUUCUGAUAACUGCCUGGUGGGAAAAGCCCCCGAGAACAGAGACAAGAACCGCUACAGAGACAUCCUACCCUAUGACAAAACCCGUGUUGCCAUCGGAGAGAACCAAGAUUACAUCAACGCCAGCUUCAUCCGCAUGCAAGUUGGAGCAGAGGAAUUCUUCUACAUCUCUUGCCAGGGCCCUCUGCCUUGCACAGUGUUGGCCUUCUGGCAGAUGAUCUGGGAGAACAAAUCUGACGUCAUUGCCAUGAUGACCCAGGAAGUAGAACGGGGAAGGGUCAAAUGUCACAAGUACUGGCCAGAGAAGUUGGCCGUGCCUCUGGACACUGGCAGGUACCAGCUUCACUUGGAGAACCAACAGUACCUGGAGUAUUUCCACAUAAAGGUCAUCCGAAUGGUGGAAACAGAGAGCGGUGAGACCCACUUUGUCCGACACCUGAAGUUCACACACUGGCCUGACCACGGCGUGCCGCAGUGCUCCGAGCAACUGGUUCGCUUCAUCCGCUACCUGAGGGCUGUGCACCACAAAGGGCCGGUCACCGUGCACUGCAGCGCUGGCAUCGGACGCACAGGAGUUCUGAUCUGCACUGAUAUUAUCCUCAGCCUCACGGAGAACGAUUUACCUAUUAAUGUGAGCAACAUCGUAAAGGAGAUGAGAAUUCAGCGGCAUGGGAUGAUUCAAACAAAGGAACAGUACCUUUUCUGCUACAAAGUCUGGUUGGAGGUUUUACACGGAAUUUUACAGCUUCAUGGCAGCCAAUGGCAACCGGAAAGUCCCCAAGACCACAAAGUGGUUUGAAUGUUUCCAUCAUCAAGUUCACCUACCUGUAAA
Molecule: messenger RNA, 7251 nt
Organism: Scomber scombrus (Atlantic mackerel)
Lineage: Eukaryota; Metazoa; Chordata; Actinopteri; Scombriformes; Scombridae
Gene: ptpn20
Product: protein tyrosine phosphatase non-receptor type 20
Exons: 46
Coding region: 1-7218 (2405 amino acids)
Biological process (GO): protein dephosphorylation
Cellular component (GO): cytoskeleton
Molecular function (GO): protein binding; protein tyrosine phosphatase activity
Source: RefSeq, a predicted model, not a curated record